GGCUUGAGUGAAUAUAAGAGAAACUUCAGAUGGAAAACCCCAGAGUUUUGUAGCCCGUCCCAACAGCAGAAAUCUCUGUGGGCAGGACUUCGGUCGGAUCAGUUUGGAAUCACAAGAGAACCAAACUUCAUUUCCAAGAGAAGGGUACCUUACCAUGAUCCGCAGAUUUCAAAAUCCUUUGAAUGGACAGCAGACUGUGAUUUGAAUGACCCACCUGAAACUGAAGCUCUUAGGACUGCAGAGUUGCACACAGACCACGACAACGACAAUGAUGUGAAUCAGGAAGAAGUUGAAACACCAGAAGGACCCAGACUGCCGCCAAAAGUUCAGUCACAUUCAGUAGAUUCUAGAGGUGAAACAGCUCUUGCCCUUGCAGAAGACAACAUGGAAAGAUCGCCCUCUGAUGCUCCACCAAAUCAAAAUGAAGCAUUUUCCUCUCCACAAAAAGAAUUAGAAAAAAUUGAUAAUGGGCUUCACAGAGUCCUUCAGAGGAAAGCAGGCAUGAAUAUUUCACGUUUAAAUACUUUCCCCAGGAGUUCUGAAUAUCAAAGCCAGUUUGUUUGGAAGAGUCCUCAUGAAAAGUCACCAAUACUUGCAGCUGAACAGGUUAUUUGCAACACAAGUAAACCCAUGCCUCUGUUUAAAUCUCCUGCAAUUACUGCUGAAACUGCACCUGAGAGAAAUCUCAAAGGGUCUUCUCCUGUUCAGGGUCCGCAAGAGAGAGGUGGUUCAGAAGAGAGAGAAUUUCUGGUUUGUGAACAAAGUAAGAGGGAAGAACCGUUUCAAAAGCCAGCAGAAGAUGCAGCAAAACAAGGGAAAUCAGAACAGAAACAUCCUAAACAAAAAAAUAAGCAACAUAUCAGUCCAAAGCCCCUCUCUUUACAUACAAGUCGUGGGAAGAUGAACACUGAGUAUAGAUCAAAAUUUUUGUCUCCAGCCCAGUAUUUUUACAAAGAUGGAGUUUGGUCUCGUAUCAGGAGUAAAGUUCCCAACCAGGCAUCUCAAAACACCCUAAAUUCCAUGUGGUAUAUGGAGGUGAGAGAACUUCGAGAAAGAGCAAAGGCUUACAGGCAGCGAGUAGAGGGAACACACUUCUCCCGAUAUCAUCUCAAUCAGAUCCUGUCUGAUAAUAACAGUCUUUGGGAUGUGUCCUCAAAUUCCAGUUCAGAAGAAGGCAUCAGCAACAACAUCAGAGCACUGGAUCUUGCUGGAGUUUCUGAAAAAGAGACUGCACCAAGCCCCAAAAUGCUGCAGCAACCUGCCUCCAGAGAAGAGCCACACCAGGGCAGCACUGAAAAGAGAGACAUGUCAGAUGCUUUAACUGUUCCAGUCAAAAGGCGUUUAGCUUGGGGUGAACAGGAAGGUACUGAAGAAAGGGAGAACAGGCCAUCAGCAGAACAGAGGGAAAAACAAGAUGAACAGACUGCAGUCGUGGCUCGGCAGUUAGAGGAAAAUAAUAAAGAUGCCAAUGAAGAUAAGAAAAUUGAAGGUGAGAAUGCCAUAGCAUUGAAUUCUCCUGCAGCUGUGUCAGAUUCUUCUGUAUUGUCGAGGACAGGGGGCAGGCUUCCUACUCCAAAGCUGAGAGCGCUUGGUGGAGCUCAGAGGACUCAUCAUGAUCUCACUACUCCAACUGUUGGAGGUGCGGUUCUAGUGUCUCCUCCUAAACUCAAGUCUUCAUCUUCACAGCAGAGAUCACGAGGUUUAGGAACAGACCCUUCUUCAGCAAGGCAACGUGCAAGAGAAGCUUCAAAAAAGAGAUCCUUCCGGCCUGAUGUGGAAGUGGAAACUGUUUCACUCCCUACCUCUCCACCUGCUGGGCUCAGAACUUUGGAUCCUCUGCCACUUAGGCAGGAUCAUUGGCCUCCUAACAGUGUUUCUGAUGAGCGAGUUCCUCUUGCUUCAGCCCAUCAAGAGCGUUCCUCUACACCUCCUGUGCUGAAGUCAGCCAAAAGCUUCUUUGUGCCUUGCUGGAGUCCCUCUCGUCGUAUUCGAGGGACUCUCAAAGAUCCAGAAUUCCAGCAUAACAGGAAUGUGGGCAAUCCAAAAAUGAGAACUUUCCAGUUACCUCUUCAGGAAAGAAACUAUAAUGACGAAGAUGACAGGCUGUCUCAGAUUUCUGCUCGCUCAGCAGCAUCUAGCUCACUUGCAUCUCAGAUACUGGAACGAGCUCAGAAGAGGAAAGAUUUCUGGGGCAAGACAUAA
Mesitornis unicolor (brown roatelo) is the source of this 2202-nucleotide messenger RNA. RefSeq names its product Mdm1 nuclear protein homolog (mouse) (gene SAXO6). Gene Ontology annotation, biological process: negative regulation of centriole replication. The record is from RefSeq and is a predicted model, not a curated record. The annotation marks the transcript as partial. Gene Ontology annotation, molecular function: microtubule binding. Lineage: Eukaryota; Metazoa; Chordata; Aves; Mesitornithiformes; Mesitornithidae. The transcript has 14 exons.